UUGAACGCAUCAGUAUGGGAGUCAUAAUGAUGAACUGCAUAACACUUGGAAUGUAUAGGCCGUGCCUGGAUCAGGUCUGUAACUCUACAAGAUGUAAAAUGCUUGAGCUUUGCGACCAUUUUAUUUUUGUCUUUUUCACUGUGGAAAUGAUUAUCAAAAUGAUAGCUAUGGGACUCAUUGGAAAAUUAACCUUUUUGGCUGAUUCAUGGAAUCGGCUAGACUGUUUCAUUGUCCUGGCAGGAGUUGCAGAGUAUAUUUUGACCAAUUCAGUGGAAUAUGCAGUAGACACAGAAAACCUCAGUAUAUCUGCAAUCAGAACCAUACGAGUAUUGCGGCCGCUUCGAGCAAUCAACCGUAUUCCAAGUAUGCGGAUAUUGGUAAUGCUGUUGCUCGACACACUCCCCAUGUUGGGAAAUGUACUUCUGCUUUGUUUUUUUGUAUUUUUUAUUUUUGGAAUAAUUGGUGUACAGUUAUGGGCUGGUGUGCUCCGAAAUCGUUGUUUCUUAAACCUCAGUGCAAAUAUAUCGGUUCCAUCAAAAAUGAAUGUGAGCCCAUAUUACAAACCUCGGUUUGGAGACUACAUUUGCAGUAAACCUGGUGAAUCAGGAAUGCGAAAAUGUUCGAAUUUACCCUUAUUUUCUUAUGAAGGUAUAAAGUGCAAUGCAAGUGCCAAGGCCAACAAUAACAAUAAUCCUGCAAAUGAUUCUUGUGUCAACUGGAAUCAGUAUUACACAAGCUGUGAAACGGGGGACAAAAAUCCAUUUAGGGGGGCAAUAUCUUUUGAUAACAUAGGUUUAGCAUGGGUUGCCAUUUUUCAGGUUAUAAGUCUAGAGAGCUGGGUAAACAUUAUGUACUAUGUACAGGAUGCACACUCAUUUUGGGACUGGGUCUAUUUUGUAGCAUUAAUAGUGAUUGGUUCUUUUUUUAUGAUAAAUUUAUGCUUAGUUGUCAUAGCAACACAAUUUUCUGAAACGAAAAAGCGUGAAACUGAGAGAAUGUUGCAAGAGAGAAAACGUUUCCAAUCAUCAAGUACAUUAGCGAGUAAUUCCGAACCUGGAAGUUGUUAUGCCGAAAUUCUCAAAUACAUUGCACACUUAUGGAGACGAACGAAACGGAAGAUUAUGAAACGAUAUUUUGAUUCUCGGGGUAAACGUCAGAGGAAGAUUAACCCCGAAAAAGCAAUAUCUUUGCAACGAAAAAAAAUGAAAAAGAAAGGGAUGCAACCAACUAUGUACCUCCAUCGCCCUCACUAUCGCCAUCACAUUCACUCUUGCCUUAUUGCUAAUCUGGACAACCAGCAGUUACACACAGACAACAGUGCUCAGGCACCCAGAGCAAGCCCAGAAGUAUCUGAUGUAGACCCUGUCUCAUCACCACGUAGGCCCAAUUUUUUGACAUUACCAAGUAGCAACAACAGCAGUUUGAACCCUUCAUCUGAGUCUUUAGUGCCAAACCCAUCUGGAAUUAUCUGUAGUGGUUGCCAGUCUGCAGCAGGGUCCAGUCUUGGUCAACCAAGUGAUCUGACCUCAGGCCAACCUUACAAACCUGCAUCCACAUCAAAUUAUUUGCACAUGAUUUCAUCUGCAGGUCCGUGUGUAACGGUUAGCCGAGCAGCAUCAUUCAACAGUGGAAUGAGUCAAAGAAGUAGCCGAAAUGUACCUUGGUUACCUGAAGUUUUAACUGUACCUGGCAGUAAAAAUACAGCCUUAGCACCUCCUAAUGCACUAACAUCAGAUCUUGAUGUUAAAUCCCAAUCUGUAAGCGAACAAGGAGCCCUUGCUGAAAGUCUCCUUGUUGAUAUCUUGGGAGAAAAGCGCUUGUCUGCUCCUCAGCUCACAUGCACUCACAAUGAAUGUGAUGCACAUCUUAGUCAUUUCUCACAUUCUGAACAAGAGGUGACAGACAGUGGCGAAAGUGACAUAGAAGGAGAGUGGAGAGAAGAAACAGUUAUACCAAGCAAGUGGAAAAAAUUGAUGAAAAGUGAAAUUUUAACAAAGUCACAAGGAUACUUGAAGAAGGCAGUGGAAAGCAAAAUCUUCCAGAGGGGAAUAUUACUUGCCAUCUUAAUCAAUACACUUAGUAUGGGAAUUGAAUAUCAUAACCAGCCAGAAGAAUUGACACAAGCAUUAGAAUACAGCAAUAUAGUCUUCAGUUUUCUUUUUGCUGUUGAGAUGCUGCUCAAAGUUGCAGCGUAUGGUCUUUUUGGAUACAUUAGUGACGGGUUCAAUUUAUUUGAUGGUUUUAUUGUAGUAUUAAGCAUCAUAGAACUUGCACAAGACGGUGCUGGAGGUUUAUCAGUUUUACGUACAUUCAGAUUACUGAGGAUUCUGAAAUUGGUACGCUUCCUUCCUGCUCUCCGAAGACAACUCAUUGUCAUGUUAAGAACCAUGGAUAACGUUGCUACUUUCUUUGCACUACUUAUUUUAUUUAUGUUUAUAUUCAGCAUCCUUGGAAUGAACUUAUUUGGGUGUAAAUUUUGUGGCCAGAAAAGGAUAAUGUCCACGCAGACGUACUCAUAUGCCCACCACAACUGUAGUCGAAAGAAUUUCGACUCCUUACUCUGGUCAAUCCUUACUGUGUUUCAGGUUCUUACACAAGAAGAUUGGAACACGGUCCUAUAUAAUGGGAUGGAUAAAACGUCCGCAUGGGCAUCCCUUUAUUUCAUUGCGCUAAUGACUUUUGGAAAUUAUGUGCUCUUUAAUCUCCUUGUUGCUAUUCUCGUCGAGGGGUUUUCUACAGAGGAAGAUGAGAAAAAAAGAGAAAAAGAUAAGAAUAAAAUGACUGAAAAUAAUAAUAAUGAGGAAGUGAAGGAAUCUCUGCAAAUGAAUGAGUGUGAGAUUCAUGAAAAAAAUAAUCAAGAAAAAGAAAAGAAGAUGUUAGCAUUGCCUUGUGCAGGUGCAACAGAUCCUUUGACUUCCUCAAUGAAUAUGUGUUUAUCACGAGAACUAGCAGCGAUACCUUUGCCUGAUGGUCCAGGCAACCCUCCUAUCAUCACACAUACAGCAGCAACACCCAUGGCCACACCCCAAGGUUCCCCGAACGAGAUGCUUACCAAAGACACUAACAAUAAAUUAUCUGUAAUCAGACCAGUACUUCAGCGCCAAUCAACAGUUCAUCGGAGCUCCUUAUCAGUUGAAUCCUCCGAUAGAUCAUCAGUUUCACUUAGUUUCCGAGGUUCACCAAGACCAUCCCCCCGUCUCCGUCGUACAAGCAGUCGAGGAAGUACUCGUAGCAGUUGGCGCUUGAAACAUAGAAAGAAAGAAGGUGACAAGACUAAUCUUAUGAUUGACAGUCCAUCCGACAGUACAGAUGAACUUGAAGAUGAUGUCUUUAGUAACAAGUCAAUAUCUCCAAUAUACAGCCCAGGAACACCUAAAUCUGCCACAAAUCACAGCUUUUCAGUCACCUAUAUCUUCAGUGAAUGUAAUGGCCAACCCCCUUUGAACAAUCAACGAACUCUCAGUCCACAGAAUUCUAUCAAAAGCCAGCAUGCAUUAAGUCGACAAAACUCUAUCAAAAGCCAUCAUUCUUUUACAUCCAAGAACUCAAUAAGAGGCAAUCGCAGCUGGAGCCGAAAUAACUCAAUCAGUAGUUCAUAUAGUAUUCAUCGGUCAUUCAGUCUCCAUCGUGAAAAUUCUCUCAAAAGUCACCACACACACAACUCCACUUCCAGCAGUACAUUCAAAGAAGAAUACAAAUUGAACAAUUUAAGCUCUGAACUGCCUGUUGCGAAAACAGCAGCUGAUAAAUGUCUUGAAGAACUUGAAGAUGACCCAGAUGCUAUUGAUGAAACAAACUGCGUUUGUUCAUGGUGUCCAGAACCCAAAGGAUGUUUUAAAGAAAGGGAAGAAUAUGCUCUCUAUGUGCUUUCACCUUCAAACACAUUAAGAAGAUUGUGUCAUCAUAUGAUUUCAAGACGCUGGUUUGACUACUCAGUUCUCUUUUUCAUUGCUCUAAACUGUAUAACACUUGCAAUGGAAAGACCAAACAUCUCAUCAGGUAGCACAGAGCGAUUAUUUCUAACUUAUUCUAAUUAUGGCUUUACUGUGAUAUUUUCAUUGGAGAUGACAUUAAAAGUUCUGGCCAAAGGCUGGAUAAUAGGAAGACAUGCAUAUUUGAAAAGUGGCUGGAAUAUAAUGGAUGGUUUUUUAGUAAUUAUUUCCCUUAUCGACAUCACUAUCUCUUGUACGGCACAGAGUAGUCCAAGAAUCUUUGGAAUUUUACGAGUGUUUAGAUUGCUACGAACCCUGAGGCCACUACGAGUGAUCAGCCGAGCUCCAGGGUUAAAAUUAGUAGUGCAGACUCUAUUGUCCUCUCUGAGACCGAUUGGAAACAUCGUGCUUAUAUGUUGCACAUUCUUUAUCAUAUUUGGAAUUUUAGGUGUGCAACUUUUUAAGGGAACAUUUCAUUAUUGUCAUGGUCCACACGUCCAGAAUGUUACCAACAAAACGGACUGCAUGAAAGAUCCUAGAAACCGUUGGCGCAACCAAAAGUACAACUUUGAUAACUUAGGCCAGGCUUUGAUGGCUUUGUUUGUCCUGGCCUCAAAAGAUGGCUGGGUUAGCAUUAUGUACACAGGCUUAGACGCCGUCGGAGUGGAUCUUCAGCCAAAAGAAAACUACAAUGAAUGGCGCCUACUCUAUUUCAUUUCCUUCCUCCUUCUUGUUGGCUUCUUUGUAUUAAAUAUGUUUGUUGGUGUUGUUGUUGAAAAUUUCCACAAGUGCCGUGAAAGCCAAGAACAAGAGGAGAGAGCACGAAGAGAUGCAAAACGCAAGCAGAAAAUGGAGAAAAAGAAGAAAAAAUUGCGGGAACCACCAUACUGGGCUUCCUAUUCACGUGCAAGACUAUUGAUACAUACUGUAAUCAACAGUAAAUACUUUGAUUUGGCCAUUGCGGGUGUGAUUGGUCUCAAUGUCAUAACUAUGGCAACAGAGUAUUAUCUUAUGCCAGAAGGCUUAGAGUUUGCUUUGAAAAUUUUUAACUAUUUUUUUACCAGUGUUUUUAUUUUGGAAGCCACUAUGAAAAUGGUAGCACUGGGCUUCAUGAGAUACAUGAGAGAACGUUGGAAUCAGUUAGAUACAGCAAUUGUGAUUUUAUCUGUGGUGGGAAUAGUUCUAGAAGAAAUGGAAAGUAAUGUAAUUCCAAUGAACCCUACAAUCAUUCGUGUCAUGAGGGUGUUACGAAUUGCCAGAGUUCUAAAACUCUUGAAAAUGGCAAAAGGAAUCCGUGCCUUGCUAGAUACUGUGAUGCAAGCCCUACCACAAGUUGGAAAUCUUGGCCUAUUAUUUUUUUUACUAUUUUUUAUUUUUGCUGCUCUUGGAGUUGAGCUGUUUGGAAGAUUAGAUUGCUCAGAAGAACAUCCAUGUGAAGGACUCGGGGAUCAUGCACAUUUUAGGCAUUUUGGAAUGGCAUUUCUCACUUUAUUCCAAAUUGCAACAGGAGAUAACUGGAAUGGAAUCAUGAAAGAUACCUUGAGGGAAGAUUGUGAUGCAUCUGACGACUGCGAAAAGAACUGCUGUGUUAGCCCCAUUAUUGCUCCCGUUUACUUCGUCGUUUUUGUUUUGAUGGCGCAGUUUGUCCUAGUCAAUGUUGUCGUCGCAGUUCUCAUGAAGCAUCUCGAAGAGUCUCACAAGCAUAUGGAUGAGGAUGCUGAUUUUGAAGCUGAACUUGAGGCUCUCAGCAAAGCACAGGAACAAGCAGCACUUAACAAUUUAAAAAAUCCUAAACCAAUACAAGAAAUUGAGGAAAAACCAUCGAUAGUAAUGACAACAGUCGCCGACACGAUGCCUUCUGUCAACACAGGGGACACACUUGAAGUGACUUGCAUAGAAGAAAAUGAAAAUGAAUUGAAAGUGAGAAAUGCUGUAACCAAGCAAAUUUCACUGCCUCCAAAUUUUACCUUUAAUGUAAGACCCCCAAGUGGUGAGCCACAACUGCUCGAUGAUAAUGAUGAUGCUACACCAGGAACAAGUACUGGAAUAGGUCUUUAUUGUGGUCCUGAUUGUUCGUCUUUAGCCGUGGAUAAUUCAGCUUUUCAAAUGAUGUGUCCAACAACCUACAGUUCGUCAACAUCGUCAAGCUCAGGAUCAAAUAGUGCUUUGAAAGGAGUAUAUAUACAAACAAUUCCUACUGAUCGAACAGACCAAGAUCUAGACCAAACAAAACAAUUAACUGCUACACCUAGGAGAAAUUCUCUUAAGUGGCCAUGGAAUUUUGUCAAUCAAAGUUUUCCUAACGUACAGCAUUCAUCUGAUGGAGAGUUUGAUCCAAGACACAGUUCUCAACAACAUGCACGUUCACACCCUCACCUUGGACAUAAUUUAAAUUUUUUAGAUAUUAACAAAGUUGACUCACCCUCUAAACGUCAUUCACGUCACUUACUUCGGAGUCAAAGUACUGGAGCCAAAUAUACAAGAAUCAGAGAUAAAUUCUUAAAAACAAAAUGCGCAUCAACAGAAGAUAGUACAGUUGCUCUUUUUCAUUCGAAACAGCAGCCACACUGUACUUAUGGACAAGAUUCAGUGGAAUCAGCAUCUGAGUUUGAUGAAACAAUGUCAAAUGAUUGGGCUGAUGAAGAAGCUGAAUGUGAUGAAGAGGUUAAAAAAAUUACUGGGGAAGAAGAGGAUGAUGAUGUGAAGCCAACACUUAGUGUUUAUGCAUCACAAGAGUCUGGAAAUGUAUUCUCAGAACUUUCACAGCAUUCUCCCUCACUGACUCUAACUGAGAUAAGUGACAGCACACAGCUACUUCACAACAUAGGUUAUAAUACUGAACACUUGCAACAGUGUCAAUCAAAAACUGGUACUGCUACCUCCAGCCGAGAAAACAAUUUGCACAUGUUAGACUAUCCUUACCAUUCUCGAGGCGGAAGCAGUCAGCCGGGAAUUGAUAACUCUAGUUUUGUUUUGGGGGAGACAUCAAAUAACUCAAAUGAUACAGAGGGGGCUGCUGGAACAGGUUCGUCUCUUCUGGAAUCCCAGUCAACGCACUCUGAUGUGGAACUUGCUGCUGAACCCAAAGACUUUCUCCCAACUGCCACCUUAAAAGCAAGUAAUGCUACAAGCAGCCCAAGCAAUGUCCAUGUCAGUGACAAUACUCCUGUUCCCAGCACAUCAGUAGGACUAACUAAUUUGUCAGUUGAAGAGACGCACUUGAUGGUGCCAUCAUCACAGCAACAGGUGCAACAUUCUAUUCCAACACUGCCCUCUCGUAGACUUAGCUGUGUCAGUUCAACAAGUUCUUCACUCGAACAAUUUUAUGAUAGUGCCACUAACCCUGGUUAUCAAGGUGAUGAACUUGUAUGACAAAUGCUUUUCUUCUUUGUGUCCAUUGUAUUUCAUUGUCUAUCUAACAUCUACUUACCUAUUUAUUUAUUUAUCCUCUUUAAGUAUUCCUUAAUGUUUUAUUUAUUUCUACUCUCAGUUAUCUAUUGUUUGAAGUUUUGUUUCUUUUUUUAUUUCUCUAUAACUGUAUCAAUUUCAUUGGUAUCCUUCAGAAUUUCUUUCUGCUUUUGUUUUGCAAAUAUUUCUAGGAUUUUAAAUAUCUAUUUUGUUAGAAUGUUUCCUUUACAUCGAUAUUCCUUGGAUUUUCUAAAAAAAUUCUUCAGAGGAAAAUAAUGAAAGAAGAAAAAGCAAAAUAUAAAAUACUGUAUGAUGAAUUUAAAAGAAAAGAAACAUAAAACAACUGUUUUAAUUUGAAAUAUUUUGAUGAAAGAAUAUAUAUAUGAGAUAUCUCUUGAAGCAAUUAGAUACAAAAUACAAAAAAAUUCUCACAUGGUCAGUCACUCCAAACAAAUUUUCAACUAGUAGAGAUUCAUAAAAUUCUUACUUAAUUAUUUGCCAUCCUUUAGCAAAAUAUGAAACUAAACUCACGCUAUCCAAUAGGUUUACAUGUGUAUGUGUAUGUGUACAUGCACAUACAGCCAUAUAUGCACAAACAUACACUCACACACACAUACUCA
Molecule: messenger RNA, 7960 nt
Organism: Octopus bimaculoides (California two-spot octopus)
Lineage: Eukaryota; Metazoa; Mollusca; Cephalopoda; Octopoda; Octopodidae
Product: voltage-dependent T-type calcium channel subunit alpha-1G
Biological process (GO): membrane depolarization during action potential; calcium ion import; calcium ion transmembrane transport
Cellular component (GO): neuron projection; plasma membrane; voltage-gated sodium channel complex
Molecular function (GO): voltage-gated sodium channel activity; low voltage-gated calcium channel activity
Source: RefSeq, a predicted model, not a curated record